UGCUUUUAGACCCAUCCUAUCAGGACAAACCAAACGUUCCCUUAUUAGCAUUUUCUGUUUCUCUAUGGAUUCCUUUUAAAGACCAACUUGUAACGUCAUUUUGAAAGCAGCGUCUCUCUCUCUCUCUCUCUGGUCGCUAGUCUGUCGUCCUGGAGGAAAACCCCGCUUUCAGAGUCUCAGACCCUUGAAGUUCCCCUCUCUGUUUUUUUGGUUCUCGUUCGCAAAGGAAGUUUGAACCCAGAAACCUUUCACUUUUUGUUUUCGUUUUGUUUGGGUGUAUUUUGAGACCCCCAAAAGCUUUUAUGGCGGAGUUUCCUCCAAACUUGGACGAUGGAGAAGUGUGGCUUCCCUCUGAUAUUUUCCUCAGCCAAGUGCCCUCCAGGCUAACACCCCACCACCGUUCUACCAUGGACGACUUCACUGAACGUUUCGCUGCUUUCACGUUGCUCCAAUCUCGCCGAAACGUUUCCAAGCCUUCCCUUGAGCGGUUCAGACGACCGGUUCGUUGCGGUCCAGUUUCUCGUGUACCUGAGGAAUAUAUGGGCGUCAACGGCGGUCUGGAAGUUGAAGAGAUUGGUCACGGGCUAUACGGGCCCUACUUUCCUGGACACAAACUGUCAUACGAGUACCAGCUCCUUGAACCGGCUCAACCUCAGGAAGUUGCUGAUAGCUUUAGGGCUAGGGUUCUGAGGGCUCAGCAAAACCGCCUCCCAAACCGGCUUUUACCAUUUCAGGGAAGCGGUGGGUUUGGAGUUGGUGCUGGUUUUGUGAAAGAGUCAGGCGGUACUGGUGUCUUUAUUCCCCGUACUUUGAAUACCACCACCGCCAAAAAUGUCACAGCCACUGAUAUAAGAAAGAAACGGGCUAUGGCAGUUUUGAGAAAGGGGCAGGAGAUUCAAGUCACUCAACAGGGGAGCUGCCUGAAUGGGAUUGGUAUGGGCAAGCAAAGGGAAAGCAGCCAUCACUAUCUUCCUCCUGAGAUGGGCUUGCCUCAGGACUGGACUUACUGAGCUGAGCUAAUCUCUCCUACACUUUUUUUCUGCUGUAAAGUGGGUCUUUUUAUCAAGGAGAAGAAUAGAAGGUCAGAAAAAUCUUUUGGGUAUUGUGUAGUAUUAUAACUAAGGAAGAAAUGGAACUGUUUUUUGUGUUUCCCUGUGCUUUUUUAGCUUUGUAGAAAUAAAAUAAAUGUAUGGAAAGGGGUCUUCACUCUUCACUAGGAAACUGAGCUGUUUCUACAGCUUAUAUAUUAUCUUAUUAUUAUUACAUUAAUAGAAUAUUAGUAUUGUUGUGUUGUCA
This is a messenger RNA of Alnus glutinosa, 1296 nucleotides long. RefSeq lists its product as uncharacterized. The coding region runs from base 303 to 1010 and encodes 235 amino acids. The transcript has 4 exons. NCBI's taxonomy places the organism in Eukaryota, Viridiplantae, Streptophyta, Magnoliopsida, Fagales, Betulaceae. The record is from RefSeq and is a predicted model, not a curated record.